Molecule: messenger RNA, 1111 nt
Organism: Hyla sarda
Lineage: Eukaryota; Metazoa; Chordata; Amphibia; Anura; Hylidae
Gene: RERG
Product: RAS like estrogen regulated growth inhibitor
Exons: 4
Coding region: 111-710 (199 amino acids)
Molecular function (GO): GTPase activity; GTP binding
Source: RefSeq, a predicted model, not a curated record
AGGAUUUGGUGUUUUUAUGUAGACGUGAAGACACUGCAGCCUAAAGAUGACAAAGUGAGUGUGAAACGUUAUCCAAAAAGAUUGACAACAACAACUACGACAACGUUGAGAUGGCAAAAAGCACAGAAGUGAAGAUUGCUGUUUUUGGCAGAGCUGGAGUUGGAAAAUCUGCUCUUCUGGUGAGGUUCCUAACAAAACGCUUCAUUUGGGAAUACGACCCGACUUUAGAAUCUACCUAUCGGCAUCAGACCACAAUAGACGAUGAAGCGGUUGCCAUGGAGUUACUGGACACUGCCGGUCAGGAAGACCCUUUGCAGAGAGAAGGCCACAUCCGCUGGGGAGAAGGCUUUAUCAUCGUGUAUGAUAUCACGGACAGAGGAAGCUUCCAAGACGUAAUGACCUUCAAGAAUCUCUUAGAUGAAGUAAAGAAACCGAAAAAUGUCACAUUUAUCCUGGUGGGAAAUAAAGCCGAUCUCAGCCAUUCCCGACAAGUCAGUACUGAAGAAGGUGAGAAACUGGCGUCAGAACUGGCGUGCGCCUUCUAUGAGUGCUCCGCCUGCACCGGGGAAGGAAAUAUCACCCAAGUGUUUUAUGAGCUUUGUCGCGAAAUAAGACGACGGAAAAUGAUUCAAGGAAAAACCAGAAGGAGAAGCUCAACCACUCACGUGAAACAGGCGAUCAACAAAAUGUUAACCAAAAUUAGCAGCUGAAGACGGAGGAACAAUCAUGAAGGGAAAAUGGGGGAGGGGGGGAGCUUAUGUAUUCCAUUCAAUGACGAGUGCGCUAAAGAAAUUACUUCUUUCUACAUUGUAAAUACCUAAAUGUGUUGUCCCUGACUGCGAUCCUAUAUACAUCAACAACAACUUGUGCCCAGUGACCACCCCCACGCUUCCUGCAGGACUCAAUCGCGCGCUUUCAUGAUGUAAGAACAGGUCCAGCGACAUCAUUUUGGCUUUUCUGUGUUUUUAAUCUCUAACAGGUCAUUUCUCGUUUCCUAUGGCCAGUGGUAUCUCCCAUAAGUUAGUCCACCCCAUAUAUAUAUAUAUAUAUAUAUAUAAAAAUGUAUUUACAAAUAUACAGCAUCCCCUAUAAUCCACCAUAUAUAUAUUUA